AUGGGUGAUACGGCUGUCGUUACGGGGGUGAGGGGGGAGGUGCUGCUCGCUUCUUCAGUAGCGAGCGCUAAACCUUUAGGCGGAGAUGAGGGGGGUGGAGGGGAGAGGAGUGGAAGGGGGGAAAAGAGGAAGCGUGGAGAUAAGCAGGGUAGGGAGGAGUUGAUGGAACUGGGACUGCUGGUGCCGAAUAUCGAGCUCAACACGGGAUGUUCGCCUGACUAUCUCCCUGGAGGACCGCCAAGCGGAGCGGCACAGGUGUUGAGUCAGAGGCUCUUGACAGGGCUACAUGUCACAGAUCUAGUUGACAUCGACGAUUUGAGGAUAUGGGGCGCAUCGUCGGAUAUAGAAGACGAGGGGGACAGAGAGGGAGAAGGCAUGGAUAUAGACACCGAAGACGGCGGCGUCACGCUAGCACCAGGAGCGACCCCAGAAGACGAAAAAACAGAAGGAAGAAGGAAAGAACUAAAAGCGUUCUGGACCCUCUACAUCGACGUCCUCCUCCUCUCCCUCGACCACGGCCCCCAAGGCGCCUUCGACGCAAUCUGGCUCAGCGUGAUCGCCGCCCUCAAAGACACUGUAUUUCCGAAAGCAUGGUGGGAUGCCGACCAAGAAGCCGUACUCUGCGACCCAGACUUUGAGCAAGGGACAAAGCUGGUGUUGAGGGAGGAUACACCCGUUGCGUUGACGUGUGGGGUUUUUCAUGCGGAUAGAGGAUUAGGGCGAUAUGCUGGUGGGCAGGAAAAGGGGGAGAGGUGGCUGCUGAGCGAUUUGGAUGCGUUUGAGGAGGAGCUUUGUGCUGAGGCUAUGCGUAUUCCGGGAGCUGACCCACACAUGGCCGACCGCAAAGCACUACAAAAUACAGCAUUACGUCUCUUGGCGAACAAGAUGGGCGGAGGCCUAGAACGAACGACUCAAGCCUCCGCUUACAACCAUGAGGCGCAUGGCAAGAGCGCAUGA
This is a messenger RNA of Bacidia gigantensis, 957 nucleotides long. RefSeq lists its product as uncharacterized. Gene Ontology annotation, cellular component: cytoplasmic exosome (RNase complex); nuclear exosome (RNase complex). Bases 1 to 957 code for a protein of 318 amino acids. Gene Ontology annotation, biological process: nuclear polyadenylation-dependent rRNA catabolic process; exonucleolytic trimming to generate mature 3'-end of 5.8S rRNA from tricistronic rRNA transcript (SSU-rRNA, 5.8S rRNA, LSU-rRNA); nuclear polyadenylation-dependent mRNA catabolic process. NCBI's taxonomy places the organism in Eukaryota, Fungi, Ascomycota, Lecanoromycetes, Lecanorales, Ramalinaceae. The transcript is spliced from 2 exons. The record is from RefSeq and is a predicted model, not a curated record.